Westerdykella ornata is the source of this 763-nucleotide messenger RNA. Its product is annotated as ribosomal protein L36e. Gene Ontology annotation, cellular component: cytosolic large ribosomal subunit; ribosome. Lineage: Eukaryota; Fungi; Ascomycota; Dothideomycetes; Pleosporales; Sporormiaceae. Gene Ontology annotation, molecular function: structural constituent of ribosome. The coding region runs from base 52 to 372 and encodes 106 amino acids. The transcript is spliced from 5 exons. Gene Ontology annotation, biological process: cytoplasmic translation. The record is from RefSeq and is a predicted model, not a curated record.
UGCAACAUCGCGAACCUCACCCGACGACCGACGACACUACUAACCGCCACCAUGCCCAAGGAAGUGAAGCAGCGCUCCGGCCUCAUCGUUGGCCUCAAUGCCGGCCACAAGGUCACCCCGAGGCAGCCUGCCCCCAAGAUUUCCCGGAGGAAGGGUUUCCUGUCAAAACGGACGGCUUUCGUGAGGGAGAUCACUCGUGAGGUCGCUGGUCUCGCUCCCUAUGAGAAGCGCGUCAUUGAAUUGCUCCGCAACUCCAAGGACAAGCGUGCCCGUCGUCUGGCAAAGAAGAGACUCGGUACCUUCGGCCGUGCCAAGAGGAAGGUCGACGAGAUGACCAAGAUCAUCGCCGAGUCGAGGCGUGCGGGUCACUAAGCGUGUAUUUCGAUUUGCAUGGGGUUGAGCGGUCAACUGGGAGCUUUUUCCACUUCUUUCCGGGUGUUAGGUCUCUUCGGCGAGGUGAUACGACUUCGGAAAACUCGAAUACACACCAGGAUGACAUGAUAUCCACUGCAAAGCUUCAAAGAGGCGGAUACAUCACCAUGUCACCUAAAAUCAUGAAUAUGAAGAUCAACUCACUUCGAUGGCCAUGCGUAGAAUGCUGCCGUGCGGAGCAUGACGUCGAUAUGGAUAUAUCCAGGUGCCUCCUUCGGUCCCGAUGUGUUGUUAUGCACCAACUAUGUACCAAGCUUGCCGUUCAAAGUGGCCGUCCAUUCUACCCUGAUCUGUUUCUGUCAGGAAGCGCCAUGAUACGAGUAUUUUGCCC